ACCUUAAACGAUAUAUAACACACGACAACAACAUAAUAUGUGUGCAAACCGUGGUGCUUUGUUGGUUGCAACGACUGUUGGAGUAGUGGAGACGUUGAAGGAUCAAGGGUAUUGCAAAAUGAACAACACAAUGAAGUCGAUGGCUCAACAUGCCAAGAACCAAAUAGGGUCGGCAACUCAGGCCAAGAAGCUGGCUUCUCCUUCUUCUUCAGCAGUUUCAAAUAUGGGGAGAGAUGAGAAGAGGAGAAAGGCAGAGGAGUCUCUGAGAACAGUCAUGUAUUUGAGUACAUGGGGUCCCAAUUCUUAGAUUAGUGAUAAAUUAUUAAUAUUAGCAUAGUUCAGCAAGUACGUACGGCACAAAAAUAUGAUGCCAUACCACUCAUCACUCAUCAGCCACGUAAUUCUAUAAAACUAGAGAUGAGUGCUCAUAGCAGCACCGUUGGUGGAUGAUAUAUUGAGCAAGGUGAAGGUUUUGAUCCUUUAUUUGCUGAUGGGGCAUCCUGGGUUAGUUACCAUUUAGAUAUGACUGUAAAUUGCCUAUCAAUAAAAACUCAUGCUUGCUUCGGCAUGGAAAUUUGUGUGA
Cajanus cajan (pigeon pea) is the source of this 583-nucleotide messenger RNA. NCBI's taxonomy places the organism in Eukaryota, Viridiplantae, Streptophyta, Magnoliopsida, Fabales, Fabaceae. The record is from RefSeq and is a predicted model, not a curated record.